Cucumis melo (muskmelon) is the source of this 3113-nucleotide messenger RNA. Its product is annotated as alpha-glucan phosphorylase, H isozyme. Lineage: Eukaryota; Viridiplantae; Streptophyta; Magnoliopsida; Cucurbitales; Cucurbitaceae. The record is from RefSeq and is a predicted model, not a curated record. The transcript has 16 exons. Gene Ontology annotation, biological process: glycogen catabolic process. Gene Ontology annotation, cellular component: cytoplasm. Gene Ontology annotation, molecular function: pyridoxal phosphate binding; glycogen phosphorylase activity. The coding region runs from base 365 to 2899 and encodes 844 amino acids.
CUCCAAAUUCCAAACCCCGAGAUUCUUCCCCCGCCGAUUUCUCCCAUCUCUCUUGGAUCCAUCCAUUCAUUUCCAUGUGAUCCUCAAUCACUUCCAUUACUACUACUCCUUUUCCUCUCCCACUUCUCUGAUAUUUUCUCCGCAAACUUCCAAUUACGUCUUCCUUUUCUCUUCGUCCUCAUUACCUUUUUCGUCUUUGUUUCCCAUUCAAUCCCUCUCCACCUUCACUUUCAUCACACUCCUCAAAAAUAUCUUCCACCCUUCUUAUUACUGGACCCGAUUCUUGCUUUCUCUGGAAUUCUUCUGUUCGGAACUUUUGAAGGAAAAGCCGUUGAAGCAGUUGAUUUUGUUUUGGAUUCUGAGUAUGUCGAGUGGGAAUUCUAAUGGUGCUACUGUGGUUUCCACUGGUUCUACGAAAAUUCCUGCAGUUGCGCAUCCCUUAGCGGAAGAACCGGAUGAGAUUGCGUCUAAUAUCAAAUAUCAUGCUGCUUACAGUCCUCAUUUCUCUCUCUUCAAGUUCGAGCCUGAGCAAGCGUAUUAUUCGACUGCUGAUAGCGUUCGCGAUCGGCUUAUACAACAAUGGAAUGAGACCUACUUGCAUUAUCACAAAGCUGAUCCCAAACAAACCUACUACUUAUCAAUGGAGUAUCUUCAGGGCCGAGCUUUGACCAAUGCAAUAGGAAACUUGAAUACUCAGGAUGCUUAUGCUGAUGCUUUGAAUAAAUUAGGACAUGAUCUUGAAGAACUGGUUGAGCAGGAGAAAGAUGCUGCCCUUGGAAAUGGUGGACUUGGAAGGCUUGCUUCAUGUUUUCUGGAUUCAAUGGCAACACUAAAUUUGCCUGCAUGGGGUUAUGGUUUAAGGUACAGAUAUGGGCUUUUCAAGCAGCGGAUCACAAAAGAUGGCCAGGAGGAAAUAGCUGAGGAUUGGCUUGAGAAGUUUAGCCCUUGGGAAGUUGUCAGACAUGACAUUGUUUUCCCAGUCAGAUUCUUUGGUCAUGUGGAGGUCAAGCCUGAUGGAUCCCGAAGAUGGAUUGGAGGAGAGGUUGUACAAGCUUUAGCCUACGAUGUACCAAUUCCAGGAUACAAAACCAAGAAUACCAUUAGUCUUCGCUUGUGGGAAGCAAAAGCACGUGCUGAUGAUUUUGACCUUUUCCAAUUCAACGAUGGACAAUAUGAAUCUGCUGCUCAGCUUCAUUCUAGAGCUCAACAGAUAUGUGCCGUUCUAUAUCCUGGAGAUGCUACAGAGAAUGGAAAACUCUUGAGACUAAAACAACAGUUUUUCCUUUGUAGUGCGUCACUUCAGGACAUAAUUUCAAGAUUUAAGGAGAGAAAGCAAGGGAAAGAUUCACGGGAGUGGACUGAGUUUCCAAGCAGAGUUGCAGUGCAAUUAAAUGAUACUCAUCCAACCCUUGCAAUUCCUGAACUGAUGCGAUUACUGAUGGAUGAAGAAGGUCUUGGAUGGGAUGAAGCAUGGGAUAUAACUACAAGGACUAUUGCUUAUACCAACCACACUGUUCUUCCUGAAGCACUUGAGAAGUGGUCACAACAUGUGAUGUGGAAGCUUCUUCCGCGCCAUAUGGAAAUCAUUGAAGAAAUUGACAAGAGGUUUGUGGCGAUGAUCCAUGCUGCUCAAAAUAAUCUUGAGCAUAAGAUAGACAGUUUGCGCAUCUUGGAUAAUAACCCUCAGAAGCCAGUGGUUCGGAUGGCUAACUUGUGUGUUGUAUCUGCACAUUCGGUAAAUGGUGUUGCUCAGUUGCACACCGAUAUCUUAAAGGCAGAGUUAUUUGCAGAUUAUGUAACAAUAUGGCCAACAAAAUUUCAAAACAAGACAAAUGGCAUUACUCCACGUCGAUGGCUCCGAUUUUGCAACCCUGACCUAAGUACCAUAAUAACCAAAUGGUUGAAAACAGAAGAGUGGGUGACAAACCUUGACCUGCUUGCAGGUCUCCGAAAAAUUGCAGACAAUGCAGAUCUUCAAGCUGAAUGGGCAUCUGCCAAGAUGGCUAGCAAGGUGCGGUUGGCACAGUAUAUCGAGCAAAUGACUGGCAUUAGCAUUGACUCGAAUACUUUAUUUGACAUACAAGUUAAGCGCAUACACGAAUAUAAAAGGCAACUGCUGAAUAUCUUGGGUGCAAUUUAUCGAUACAAGAAGUUAAAGGAAAUGAGUCCCGAAGACCGGAAGAAAACUACUCCAAGGACUAUUAUGAUUGGAGGAAAAGCAUUUGCUACAUAUACAAAUGCUAAGCGAAUAGUCAAGCUGGUAAAUGAUGUUGGUGCAGUUGUCAACACUGAUCCUGAGGUCAAUAGCUACUUGAAGGUUGUAUUUGUUCCAAAUUACAAUGUGUCUGUGGCAGAGAAGCUUAUCCCAGGAAGUGAGUUAUCACAGCAUAUCAGCACCGCUGGCAUGGAAGCGAGUGGUACUAGCAACAUGAAGUUUGCUCUCAAUGGCUGCCUCAUAAUAGGAACAUUGGAUGGGGCCAACGUAGAAAUCAGAGAGGAAAUUGGAGAGGAGAACUUUUUCCUAUUUGGUGCAACUGCGGAUGAUGUCCCAAGGCUCCGGAAAGAGAGAGAACGUGGACUGUUUAAGCCGGAUCCUCGAUUUGAAGAGGCCAAACAGUUCAUUAGGAGUGGUGCAUUUGGAAACUAUGACUAUGGCCCUCUCUUAGAUUCCCUUGAGGGAAACUCAGGCUAUGGCCGAGGUGAUUACUUUCUUGUUGGUCAUGACUUCUCGACCUACAUGGAUGCACAGGCAAGAGUAGAUGAAGCUUACAAGGACCGAAAGUUGUGGCUGAAGAUGUCAAUAUUGAGCACAGCUGGGAGUGGAAAAUUCAGCAGUGACCGAACAAUUGCCCAGUAUGCCAAAGAAAUAUGGAAUAUACAGGAGUGCCGUGUACCAUAAUUUCAACAUUCUAGGUCCACCUUGUCUUAAAUUAAAAGGAAAUAAGAAUCUGUAUGACGCUAGGUAAUCUCAGUUAUCUCUCUGCUUUAAUUCUCUUCUUCAUGCUGGUAUCAGUAACACUAGCGGUUUACAGUAUAGAACUUUUCAUGUAAUAUCGUAUUGUGAUAUAUAAUGCUAUUUGCUUUAAUUAAUAAAACUUCAGUCUGUUAGUAAA